AUGGCCGAAGCUCAGCAAGAAAAUGAAACUUUCGUGAAACAAGCUUUGGUAUCUGAUACCAAAGAUGAGAGCGAAGAGUUUGAACAAGUGGAUAUCAAAGAAUCCUUCGAAGAACAAACUUUGACAUCUGGAAAUGAAGAGGAUACUGAGCAAUUCGAGCAAUUAGAACUGAAUGAACCCCCUGAAAAAAUAGUGGCAGACGACCGUCGAAUUUUGGGUGAAGAUGAACUAAGGAAAAAUCUUUUAGAACAAGAAAAAGAAAAUGCGGAACUUGAUGCAAAACUUAAAGUGGCAGCAGAACGCCGUAAAGAACUUGAGAAACAGUUAGAAAAAAAACUUGAAGCACAAGAGAAAGAAAAUGCAGCAAUCGAGGCGAAGCUUAAAGCGGCCACAGAACGGCGAAAAGAACUUGAAAGAUUGUUAGAAGAGAAACUUAGGGCUCGAGAACAACAAGAUGGGGAAAACAUGGAUUAA
Molecule: messenger RNA, 474 nt
Organism: Cetraspora pellucida
Lineage: Eukaryota; Fungi; Glomeromycota; Glomeromycetes; Diversisporales; Gigasporaceae
Source: the annotation of a GenBank genome assembly